UUUAGAAGAUUGAAGAUGGCGACCAGCUCGGCGCGCAGUCCGCCUCCGUUCCCCGACUCCGAGGACCAAGACGUGCUGGACUCCGAGGAAGUCGGAGGCCGAGACAGCGAUGAAGACGACGGCGGAGGGGUCGACGACGACGGCGGGGACGACCUCCUCUUCGUGAAGGCGAGCAACCCUCCACUGACCAAAAUGGACCCCACACUGCCACCUGCCAGUCAACCCCGCGAUGUUCUCAUGGACUCUCCCACCGACCUCAUGGAUGGACCCCUGAUCGAGCCCGUCGCGGAAAACAAACCGACGAGCGACGUCGUCAGGGAACCCUCGGAUGAUUUUUUCGACCUUACGAACAACAUCGCCGACUCUCCCGAAGACGCGGCCCAAAGUGCCCUCGUCGACGUUGCCAUAGACACGACUGAAAUCCCUUUAGAUGAACCCUCAGAUGAUUUCGUAGACAUAUUCGGAGGUGACGCCGAAGCUCCGCGAGAGGAGGCCGUGCUCGCUGCUGUGACUGUCGAAGCGGCGGUGGAUGAAAGCGAUGUGACGGAUCCGCCCGGCAACGGGGAAACGGGAAGCGAUCUUGAAGAGGAAGCAAACAAAGCCUCCGCCGAUUCUAUAAUCGACCUCAGUGAUGAUUUGUUAUCUAGCGACGCUCAAAAGCCGCCACCUGCCUGUGUCAAAUUCGCCGACCCUCUGGUUGACUUCCUCGGCGACGCGACGCCCACCGCCGCCGCCGCCAAAAUACCCAGCCGGGCGGCCGUCGAUCUGUUCGAAGACGAGGGAAACCACUUGUUCGCGGAGCCGCGGCAGACCAAAUCCGACAAGCGGCCGCAGAAGAGCCUCUUCGGAGAAGCCAACGAGGAUCUGUUCGGCGGGCCGCUCGGCGCCCCGGCGAAGAAACCCGCCGCCAAAGAGCCGAAGGGCAAACCCGUCCCGACCGCGGCGUCUCGAGACGUCGGCAGCAUGGGCGGUCCUCUGCAAGACGGGUACCGCGCCACGCAGCCCGCCGACAUCUUCUCUGAGGAAGCCGUCGCCACCGCGCCCAGCGUCAAGAAGACCAACUCGGUCAACUCCAAGACCAACGGCGUGCACUCUGAAGAGGACACGGAUAUAUUUGCUGAAGCAACAGUGGAGCUGUCUCUCGACAGCCCGCGGGACGAGAGGAAGAAAGAUGUGGCGGCCAUGCCGUCUGCGGCCGCCCCCUCUGUGGCAGCGGCCGGCGGCAGCGGCAGCCUGGCCAAGCCACAGGCUGCUUCCUUGGAGGAGUUGGAUGAAGAGGAGGAGAAAGAGGAGCAAGAAGACAAAUUUGAGAUCGCUAUCUCUAUCAAAGACCCUGAAAAAAUAGGGGACGGGAUGAACGCCUACAUGGCCUACAAAGUAACCACACAGACCCAGCUGCCCAUGUUCCGCAACAAGACCUUCACGGUGAGGCGGCGCUUCAGCGACUUCCUCGGCCUCUACGAGAAGCUGUCUGAAAAGCACGGACCCAACGGCUUCAUCGUGCCGCCGCCGCCAGAGAAGAGCAUUCUGGGGAUGACGAAGGUGAAGGUGGGCAAGGAAGAUUCCUCAUCGGCAGACUUUGUGGAGAGAAGAAGAGCCGCGCUGGAGAGAUAUCUCCAGAGGAUCGUAAACCACCCGUCUCUUCUCCAAGAUCCGGAUGUCAGAGAGUUCCUGGAGAGAGAGGAAUUGCCCAGAGCUGUGGGCACUCAGGCUCUGAGCGGCGCCGGCUUCCUGAAGAUGAUCACCAAGGCAACGGACGCCGUCAGCAAAAUGACCAUCAAGAUGAACGAGUCGGACGUGUGGUUUGAAGACAAGCUGCAGGAGGUGGAGUCCGCAGACCAGCAGUUCAGGAAGCUCCACUCGCUCGUCGAGUCUCUGGUCGUUCACAGGAAAGAACUGUCGCAAAACACGGCCAACUUCGCCAAAAGCACGGCCAUGCUGGGUAGCGCGGAGGACAACACCGCCCUAUCCCGGGCGCUCUCUCAGCUGGCGGAGGUGGAGGACAAGAUGGAGCAGCUGCACCAGGACCAGGCCACCAACGACACCUUCAGCUUCGCCGAACUCAUCGCCGAUUACAUCCGGCUGCUCGGAGCCGUGCGGGGCUCCUUCGACCACCGGAUGAAGGCGUGGCAGCGCUGGCAGGACGCGCAGACGGCGCUGCAGAAGAAGAGAGAGACGGAGGCCAAGCUGCUGUGGGCCAACAAGCCCGACAAGCUGCAGCUGGUCAAGGAGGAGAUCACUGAGUGGGAGGUCAAGGUGACGCAGUACGAGAAAGACUUUGACAGAGUUUCUGCGACCGUGCGAAGGGAAGUCGUCCGCUUUGACAAAGAAAAGGCCAAGAGCUUCAAAAAAGAGAUCAUUAACUACCUGGAGUGUCUGCUCCAGUCUCAGCAGCAGCUCAUAAAGUACUGGGAGGCAUUCCUCCCCGAAGCCAAAGCGAUCGCCUGAUGCUCGAGCGCCUUCAGGACGGCGGCGCCCUUUUUCUAUACACUUUACCUCUUGCCUUUAAACCAAGGAGAACUGCGUGCAUUGUAAAGGGAGAUACAAUCAGCCCGUUUUUUUAAUCACCUUUAACACAUAGCUCUGUACUCUAUUGUAUUAAUAACUGUAUAUUUUCAUUUAACCUUCCAAAAAUAUUUUCUUAAUAGAUGAAAAAAAAUAGAGUUUGCAUAUACAAAGAUAUGGACGACGCGUGCAGAGAGCGAGUCGACGUGCCAUUCCACCGAGACGCGGGGGCGCGGUCCCCCCCCCCCUCGGCGGGGGUCUCGGCGGCUCUGCUCUCACACCUCUGGGGACCCAGGUGAACAACGUGGCCAACACUGACGGUGUUUAUGGUUUAUUUUUGUGCUUUUUUUAAUGACGGCUCAAAGGGAUAAAUUAAUUCAAAAGAAAUUCAAUUAAAAGAAAAUGAGGAUGACGAGCACUUAGAGAGAAGAACUUGAGUACAGCCAUGUUCCUGUUUCUGAGUCUUUUUCCCCCCCCCCCUGUUUAAAAAAAAUGCUAUUGCUGAAGGGGGCGCUGGGUGUCGGGAGGCAUUAGGUGGGCGGAGUCUACGGCUGUGGUCAAAGGGGCGGGUGGGGAGGGGGGGCGGGGUGCAUUGUAGGUCAAAGCUUGAGAGUUUAAAUGUUUUAGGUAUGAUUUCAAUCAAAUAACCACAUGUCUGCCUUUUUUUUAAAAGUCAGAAUGGUGUUUUUGGUAUAAUCCGGUUUGGGAGAGAGUUGCACGCGGCUUGCUUACGUACCGCUACUUACCGUUAUCUACCGUUACUUACCGUUAUCUACCGUUACUUACCGUACCGUAGUGGAUGCGUGUCGGAGCUGGGGUAGAAAGCGAUGCCGGUGCAUGUUUAAGCCCAUUUACUACAAAUUAAGUUUUUUUUUUUUCUCUCUAUAUUUUUGCUUAUGACUCUGAAAAAGAAGCUUCUAGACCGCUUAUUGUAUGAAAACCAACCUGCACAGACUUGAACCCUCGCGGUCCACAUCCCGUCUGUUUGUUUGUUGUUGUCGCGAUAAUGCAGUAAUUACCUGUGUCUUCGAGGCGUAGCCAGACAACGACGACGACUCACUUAGAGAACGACGUUCAACCCGUUUCAAGUCUCUGCAAGUCGACGUUCGUGUUGCGGAACGAAUGGAAAGCGAACGCUGCCUCUGGGGUUUUGCAGUAAAAUAUAAAAAUAUAAACAAAUUAUCAUGUGUUGUUCCGUCAAAGGAAAUGUAAUUGUUUAGUGUAUAAAAUGAUAACAAAUUAAUGAAAUGUUUUUCCGAGAGCCCAAGAAGACAUCUUGAAAUAGUUUAUCUGACUAACAAUUACAUGAUUAGUUUUAUUUUGAAGGUGCCCUGUGGAGUUUUUGAUCAGUCACGGAGGAAUGACCACGGUCGCUUCACGUGUUUCCUGCCGAUCAAAAGACGAGAUGCAAACAAUUUUGAUUUAAAAUGCCUCCACUCAACAACACAAAAUUAAAUAAGAUACUUUAAUGCACUUUGGUGGGAAAUGGUGAAUGUAAAUACAUUUGCAAAAACUCAACAGAGUACCUUUUUUUAUUUUUUUACAAAGAUUAAAGAGCAGAUUCUCACAUUGUGAAGCGCUGGAACCAGUUGGGCAUUUUUUUCCCAUGUCAAAUUAUAAUCCUAUUGUUUUCUUUCUUUCUUUUGUGUUCAUCCGUUAUUUGAUUUCAGCUAAAUAACACGCCGUGUAGUAAAUGGGCGACGGCGUGACGCAACAUUAACGUCACGUGCUGUAAACAUGACGUCAUGGUGCGUUCAAUGCUUCCCCGAAGCCUCGGUCACGUCUUUUUGAUUCCAGCUUUAAUCUCACGCGUUCACGCCGCGCGGCGCCCGUUAACGUUUCUUUAUUUUUGGAUCGUUGGGUGUCAGAUUUGUGUUCGGCAGCCGGAUCGAACCGGUUUGUUUGUGCGUCGUCACUUUGUUAAUGUGCAGAGCAAAUGUCAGCACUGUGUCGUAUUAAUUUCUUUUCAAACAAAAUCAAUAAAAGUUGCACUGUUUACACUUGGAAAUUCCAUUAA
Molecule: messenger RNA, 4522 nt
Organism: Pseudoliparis swirei
Lineage: Eukaryota; Metazoa; Chordata; Actinopteri; Perciformes; Liparidae
Gene: snx1a
Product: sorting nexin 1a
Exons: 15
Coding region: 16-2448 (810 amino acids)
Biological process (GO): early endosome to Golgi transport
Cellular component (GO): endosome membrane; endosome
Molecular function (GO): phosphatidylinositol binding
Source: RefSeq, a predicted model, not a curated record